Molecule: messenger RNA, 2388 nt
Organism: Esox lucius (northern pike)
Lineage: Eukaryota; Metazoa; Chordata; Actinopteri; Esociformes; Esocidae
Gene: cdkn1ba
Product: cyclin-dependent kinase inhibitor 1Ba
Exons: 3
Coding region: 395-952 (185 amino acids)
Biological process (GO): regulation of cell cycle; negative regulation of cell population proliferation; G1/S transition of mitotic cell cycle
Cellular component (GO): cytoplasm; nucleus
Molecular function (GO): cyclin-dependent protein serine/threonine kinase inhibitor activity; protein-folding chaperone binding
Source: RefSeq, a predicted model, not a curated record
ACGAGUUCACUAUGUGCAACUAUCUGAACUUUUUCUGAUUCUUCUUCAAUAUUCAACUUUAAAAUAGGUAGGGGCGGGUCCAUGUUCUUCAACCAAUGAAGCUCAUUUUCUGUUUAUAGGCCUAGCGUUAGCUGUAGUUAGUUCCUCUCUAACGCCAUAUUGGGUACAGCACAUAUGAGUUGUUGGUUGUUUUCUUGCUUCUUACUACGGAACUGACAGUGACCUGGUCCUCAAGCCUUCUCUUGUUUUGGGCGGAUUGUUUUUCGCUUACAAGGGGUAGUCACGUUGGCUGUUUUACGCAUGGUGUGCAUGCAUUUAACUUCUCACCCAGAUCGCAUAUUUAAAAGGAAUAUUUUUUUCAGCAUAUACCGUUGCUUGCGUGUUGGGGCGUUUUAUGUGCAACAAAAUGUCAAAUGUUCGUCUUUCGAAUGGGAGCCCGACAUUGGAAAGGGUGGAUGCCUGUCCGACGGAUAACACGAAGCCCUCGAUUUGCAGAAAUCUAUUCGGAACGGGAGAUCCUGAAGAACGUAAAAGGGUGUGUUCGUUGCAAAUCAAAGAGAUGGCGAAGAAUUUUAGCGAUAAAUGGAAUUAUGAUUUCAUUAACGACGAGCCCCUUCCCGGGGGUACAUAUACAUGGGAACUGGUGGAAAGUCCAGCUGCAUUUUACACCAGACAGCCCCACAAGCGAGUCAGUCCCACUGAAAAUAUGUACCAGAAUGGGAAUCACGAUUACAGCUGUCCUACGAACGAGUCUGAGGUCUCCACAAACACCGAAAUGAGCGAGCGGCAGACGGAUGGUCCGAUCUCUGACAACCAGGCAAGAAAAAGACCAUCAAGUCCAGAACCCGAAAGUCCAAGUAAAAGGUUAUGUUCCAGUGAAGAGGUUGAAGUCAUGUCAAAGUCAGUACAACAGACACCCAGCAAAAAAGAUUCCAGGACACAUGAACACUAAAACCGAGCAAUGAGACAUUUUUCGUUGAAUACUGUACUUCAGGCCAUGAAGAAGAGAGGAGGGAUCGAAGACAUGACAAGAUCCAAAAUGGGCCUUUCUCUGGGUGGAGGGAGGCUGUGCAAGCACUGAAUAUUUACACUAAAGUUUUGGCACUCAAUUUAAUCCAACUGCCUCAAAAGCAGAAAAUGUAGCAGUGUGCAAAAAAAAAUGAUAUUUUUCUUUUUUGCUCAGUUUUCUUUUUACUACCUACAGUAUGUUUCAUAUGUAGCAGCAUAAAAAAACAAUAUUAUUUUGAUUGAAUGUGCAUAAGUUUGACUUGAAGAAUUGCUGUGCAGUUUUCAAAAAUGUAUGUUGUUUCUUUGUAAAAGUGGUCAUUUGAUAUCCUUGUUCAGGUAUAAUUAGUAGUUGCAGUAAAUGCAGAUUAUUUCUACGUCAGGGUUUUUGAGAGUAUUAAUCAAAGAUUCCGUUUUUAGUUUGUGGCUUUAUGCAGUGUUCUGUAGUAGUACAUAGUGUUAAGGCCGGUUUUCGAAAGCUGAUCAUUGGGUUUUGGGGUCAAUUACAUUUCAAUUGAGGUAAUAAACUCAGUGCAGUUUUCCUAAUACUUUUCAGUAAGAAAAUUAUAAAAAUUUCAGAGUAAUUCCUGAAUUUCUAUGUGACUGAUCCCACUUCUGCUGGUCAUACACUAAGGUCACACUGUCAAUCAGAUAGACUUUUGUUAUGACCUACCUAUAUAAAGUUUACAUACAAUAAAAUGAGCGAUAUAUAAUACAUUGUUUCUUAUUGGAAGAGGAAAAGAUCCUGCCAAAGUUCCCACGUUUUAAUUAUUAUGGAAAAGUGAACACACAAGUGGGGCUUAGUCAAGGCAAAGGUGGAAUUAUUGGUAAAAAGAAGAAAAAUAUGAAUACCCAUUUUAAAGCAAUAUUAUACCACCUUAAAAUCCGUUGAUUCCCUUUAACUUAUUCAUAAUGUUGGUCUAGUAUGACUAGAGUAGCCUACACUCUCAGAUGUGUUGUAACCACUGGGCUAUUACACACUUACGCAAACAUGUGAAUUGACAUGUGAAUUUGCCUCUAAUUGUGUGUUGAAUUCAUGUUGAGCAUGACGUGGCACUCUAUAGACCGCAAACAUUAUCAGUUCUCAUCUUUGAGAAUAAAGACAAAGUUACACUGCAUGGUCUGUGUAAAACUUUGAAGUGUACCUGUGUAUAUUUCCUUGUAAAAACACUGAGAAAACUAUACUAACUUAUUUAUGUUCAGCUUUUUGUAUCUGUGGGUGUAUGAAUAUCCAAAGUGGCAUUUCCUUUGCAUUUUCUUGUAAAUACUAUACAAGUAAUUUUUUGGAUACAAAAGGUUGCAGAACUGAGCCUAAUUAGAAAUAUACCUGUAUAUUUUGUAUUGUGUCUCUAAAACUGGCAAUCAUUUGAUUAAAAAAAUGAA